This is a messenger RNA of Drosophila ficusphila, 3662 nucleotides long. RefSeq names its product symplekin (gene Sym). The transcript is spliced from 5 exons. NCBI's taxonomy places the organism in Eukaryota, Metazoa, Arthropoda, Insecta, Diptera, Drosophilidae. Bases 88 to 3585 code for a protein of 1165 amino acids. Gene Ontology annotation, cellular component: mRNA cleavage and polyadenylation specificity factor complex. The record is from RefSeq and is a predicted model, not a curated record.
UAACCGCUUGCCAUCUGUGCCGGCAGUUCUUGAAAACUUCCUGAGAGAUCCGUAGAUUUAAUAAGAUUCAGAAAGACUUAACAGAUCAUGGACAGCAUCAUUGGACGCAGUCAGUUUGUCUCGGAGACGGCUAACCUCUUUACUGACGAGAAGACUGCUACGGCUAGGGCAAAGGUGGUUGAGUGGUGCAAUGAAUUGGUCAUCGCAUCGGCUUCAACUAAAUGCGAACUGCUAGUUAAGGUGCAGGAGACUAUCCUCGGGUCCUGCGUGGAACUGGCCGAGGAGUUUCUGGAACCGGUUCUGUCCCUAGCCCAUGACCCAAACAUGGAGGUGCGCAAGCAAGUAGUCGCCUUUGUGGAGCAAGUUUGCAAGGUGAAGGUGGAGCUACUGCCUCAUGUUAUCAACAUCGUGUCCAUGCUGCUAAGGGAUAACUCGGCCCAAGUGAUCAAGCGAGUGAUCCAGGCCUGCGGCAGUAUCUACAAAAAUGGAUUGCAAUACUUGUGCAACCUCAUGGAACCCGGCGACAGUGCGGAACAAGCGUGGAACAUCCUCAGCCUAAUCAAGGCCCAGAUUCUGGACAUGAUCGAUAAUGAAAACGAUGGUAUACGCACCAACGCAAUCAAGUUCCUCGAGGGCGUCGUUGUCCUGCAGAGCUUUGCUGACGAGGAUAGCCUGAAACGUGAUGGAGACUUCUCCCUGGGCGAUGUUCCCGACCACUGCAAGCUGUUCCGCCGCCAGAAGCUGCAGGAAGAGGGCAGCAACAUAUUCGACAUCUUGCUUCAGUUCCACGGCACCACGCACAUUUCUUCAGUAAACUUGAUAGCCUGCACAAGCAGCCUGUGCACGGUAGCCAAAAUGCGGCCCGUGUUUAUGGGCGCCGUCGUGGAUGCCUUUAAACAGUUAAACGCUAACCUACCGCCAACCCUCACCGACUCGCAGGUGAGCUCCGUGCGCAAGAGUCUCAAGAUGCAGUUGCAGACACUGCUAAAGAAUCGCGGAGCUUUCGAGUUCUCUGGCACGAUCCGAGGUAUGCUCGUUGAUUUGGGCUCUACGACAAACGAGAUCCAGAAGCUUUUGCCAAAGAUGGACAAGCAAGAAAUGGCUCGCCGUCAAAAGCGCAUCCUGGAAAAUGCCGCACAAAGUCUUGCAAAGAGAGCCCGCUUGGCCAGCGAACAACAAGAGCAGCAGCAGCGAGAAAUGGAGCUGGACACCGAGGAGUUGGAGCGUCAAAAGCAAAAGUCCACUCGAGUCAACGAAAAAUUCCUGGCCGAGCAUCUCCGAAAUCCCGAGACGGUGGUUGGUCUGGUGGUCGAGUUCCUGCCCAACCUGCCCGCUGAAGUCCCUCAAAAAUUUCUCGAGGAGUAUUCGCCGAUUCGCCAAAUGUCCAUUCAGCAGCAGGUGAGCAACGUCUCCAGAAUGUUUGGCGAGCAGCUUUCAGAGAAGAGACUCGGCCCAGGUGCCGCAACGUUCAGUCGGGAGCCUCCAAUGAGGGUUAAAAAGGUGCAAGCUAUUGAGGUAGCGCCUACUGCCAUGGAAGUAGACGAAAUAUCGGUCCAAAAACUGAGUGAAGAAGAGCUGCAACGUAAGGAGGAGGCCACAAAAAAGCUGCGAGAGACCAUGGAGCGCGCCAAGGGCGAGCAGACCGUAAUAGAAAAGAUGAAGGAGCGCGCAAAGACUUUAAAGCUGCAGGAGAUUACCAAGCCGUUGCCACGCAACCUGAAGGAGAAGUUUCUCACUGAAGCUGUCCGUCGCAUUCUGAACUCGGAGCGGCAGUGCAUUAAAGGCGGCGUCUCCUCCAAGCGCCGCAAAUUGGUCACUGUGAUUGCGGCCACCUUCCCAGACAACGUGCGUUACAGCAUUAUGGAAUUCAUACUGGAGGAUGUGAAGCAGCGCGUUGACUUAGCCUUCUCCUGGCUUUUUGAGGAAUACUCUCUGUUGCAGGGUUUUACAAGGCACACCUACGUAAAAACCGAGAACCGACCCGAUCACGCCUACAACGAGCUGUUGAAUAAGCUUAUCUUUGGCAUAGGAGAGCGUUGCGAUCACAAGGACAAGAUUAUAUUAAUACGUCGCGUUUAUUUGGAGGCACCCAUUUUGCCGGAAGAUUCGAUCGGACACCUCGUUCAGCUUUGUCUAGACGACGAGUUUUCCCAGCACGGACUGGAACUGAUAAAGGAUCUGGCAGUUCUCAGGCCUCCUCGAAAGAAUCGCUUUGUGCGAGCGCUACUCAACUUUUCCGUACACGAGCGAGCUGACCUUCGGGAUCGAGCACUGUCCCACCUUGUCAGUCUUUACCAUGUGUACAAAAUCCUUCCAGCGCGAAUCGACGACUUCGCUUUGGAGUGGCUUAAAUUCGUUGAACAGGAGGCUCCGCCGGCAGCAGUUUUCUCACAGGAGUAUGGGCGUCCAACCGCAGAGUCUGCUUGGCGAGAAGACACAGCUAAGGUUUGCCUGGGUUUGGCCUUUACCCUUCUGCCGUACAAACCGGAAGUUUACGUGGAGAAAAUUUGUCAAGUGUUUGUGUCAACCUCCGCCGAAUUGAAGCGCACAAUCCUGCGAAGCCUUGAUAUUCCCAUAAAGAAACUGGGUGUCGAAAAUGCCACUUUACUGCAACUGAUCGAGGACUGCCCCAAAGGCAUGGAGACCUUGGUGAUACGCAUUAUUUACAUUCUAACAGAGCGAGUGCCCGCACCCCACGAGGAUCUUGUCCGGCGGGUACGGGAUCUCUACCAGAACAAAGUGAAGGAUGUGCGUGUGAUGAUACCCGUGCUGAGUGGACUAUCUCGCACCGAGCUGAUCGCCAUUCUCCCUAAGCUAAUAAAACUGAACCCAGCUGUGGUCAAGGAGGUCUUUAAUCGAUUGCUUGGCAUCGGUGCCGAGUUCGCGCAUCAGACAAUGGCGUUAUCGCCCACAGAUAUAAUGGUGGCUUUGCACACCAUUGACCCGAGUGUCUGUGACCUGAAGGCCAUUGUUAAGGCCACGUCGCUGUGCUUGGCAGAAAGGGAGCUGUAUACUCAGGAGGUACUUAUGGCUGUCCUGCAGCAGCUGGUGGAGGUCGUCCCACUGCCAACUCUAAUGAUGCGCACAACCAUCCAGAGCCUUACUCUCUACCCGCGCCUCGCCAACUUUGUCAUGAACUUGCUGCAGCGGUUGAUCAUGAAGCAGGUCUGGCGGCAGAAGGUAAUAUGGGAGGGCUUUCUCAAGACAGUGCAGCGCCUCAAGCCGCAAUCCAUGCCGAUUCUGCUGCACCUUCCUCCUGCCCAGCUGGUGGACGCACUGCAGCAGUGCCCUGAUCUAAGACCUGCUUUGUCGGAAUACGCAGAGAGCAUGCAGGAUGAGCCCAUGAAUGGCAGCGGCAUUACUCAGCAGGUUCUCGAUAUCAUCUCCGGAAAGUCUGUGGAUGUGUUCGUUACGGAUGAAAGUGGCGGUUACAUCAGCGCCGAAAACAUCAAGAAGGAGGUGCAGGAUCCGUCGGAAAUCGGCGUUAUAUCCACAGUACCCGUGCUGACGUCUCUGGUUCCCCUGCCUGUUCCCCCGCCAAUCGCUGGUGAUUUGAACCAACCUCUGCCGCCUGGCGAGGAUUAGUUUGAAAUGAAUUGUUUUGUUUGCCCGUAGACAUCUCCCAUUUACUAAAUAAGACAAAGUUCAUAUUUACAAUUUCA